Molecule: messenger RNA, 1542 nt
Organism: Cervus elaphus (red deer)
Lineage: Eukaryota; Metazoa; Chordata; Mammalia; Artiodactyla; Cervidae
Gene: COMMD6
Product: COMM domain containing 6
Exons: 4
Coding region: 72-353 (93 amino acids)
Molecular function (GO): NF-kappaB binding
Source: RefSeq, a predicted model, not a curated record
GCUCCGGGCCUCGAGGGGCGGGAAGAGGAAGCGGAAGUGUUUGUGGCUCCUGGGAGCGACCACCUGAGUGGAUGGUGGGAGCCGUGGACCGUGUUAUGGAGGAGUCCGGUGAGCCCCAGUUGGAUGCUAAGUCCAAGGUCACCAACCAGCUCAUAGAUUUUCAGUGGAAGCUGGGUAUGGCUGUGAGCUCUGACAGUUGCAGAUCUCUUAAAUAUCCUUAUGUUGCAGUGAUGCUGAAAGUGGCAGAUCAUUCAGGCCAAGUGAAGAACAAGUCCUUUGAAAUGACAAUCCCACAGUUUCAGAAUUUCUACAGACAAUUCAAGGAAAUUGCUGCAAUUAUUGAAACUGUGUGAAAACUGAUUCUAAACCGAAAAUAAUCUAAAAUCAUGAACUUCACUUUCUGCAACAAAGCUGCUUAAGGAUCGAAUGAUAUUUAUUGAAUGAAAAUUAUACUUUUGGUUUUCUACUUUUUUAAAUAAUAAUAAAAAAAAUCAGACAAACAGGAAUUACAAAGUGGUGAUCGAUGCACAGCUUUGUGAAUGUACCAAGAACCACUGAUUUGGAUAGUUUAAAGGGUAAAUUCUGUGGUAUGUGAAUUAUAUCUUAAUAAAAAAAUAAAUCAAACAGUUGAAUAAUAGUAAAAGUAACACAAGUUUAUGUAUUAAACCAACAGUUUUAAAAAUUGCUGGUAGUGUUACCCAUUUUAUAAACAAGCUCUUACAUAGAUGCCUUUAUAUACAGUCUUAUAUAUUAAGUAUAUAUAAAUGGGAAAAGGAGUAUUUGAUUAGGAUAAUGUUACUUUACAAAUUCAGCUUUAUAACAUUCACUUGCUAUGAAAGCAGUUAGUGAGAAGAGUGAGGCUGCUGCUUCUCAAAAAUUUGGAAUCAAGUUAGGAUUGGCCAUUGCUCCCUUGUAUUAGCCAAGCAUUCAGACAUUUCCAUUAUUAAUAUUGUAGAAAGUUCAAGUAUAUGCAGACAUAUUAAGAAUUUAUAUACAACUGAGUUAACCUGGUAACACAGAUUAUUGUCUUAGGUGGUCUUUUGAAUUUAGAUUUGUAAACCAGUUAAAAUAUUUUAUAAAACCACAGCAGUCAACACUAUAUGGCAUUGCUCAGUUAAACAGAUCGCUGGAAUAGACUGUGUGGCCUAGAAAUAGAUCAAGAUAUUUGAGACAAAGAUGGUAUUUCAGUUGGAUGAGAAAACAAUUUAGUAAAUAAUACUAGCAGUUACAGCACAUACAAAAGUAAAUUUCAGAUGAGUUAACGAUUUAACUAUAAAAUACAAAAAUUAGAAGUGUUAUAGAAUAUUUAUGUUAACUAAUGCUUGGGAAGACAGCAAUUCCACAACUGUAAUAUGAAACAAAUAUAUUUGGAAUUUAAGAAUUAAAAAAUCAUAUGUGAGAAAAAAAUGGGUCCUAAGCAAAAAUAAAAGACCUGCUGUGUUGAUGUGUAAGUUAGCUCCUAGUCUAUAAACAAACUGCUUUAAAUAUUUGGAAGUAAGAAGAGAUUUUUAUACAAGAAACGAGAUGUUCACUUAACUGUCA